AUGGCGCAGCCAACCAAGCGUCCGCAAACGGACGAGGCACGCGAGAACCUACUGGCUUCUGAUGCAUCGGCACUCUCGACGGGGACGCCAGAAGAUCUCGCCCAACGGUUGAGGAACAUUGGUUCACGCGUCAGACGGAACGUCAACCAAGGCUACCUCACGGCUCCCAGUUCUGCAUCCUUUACCAAAGCACAAUCAACAGGGUCGAUAUUCCGCUCGAUGAAUGAUACUUUGCACGACGUCUUCGCAAAUACCCCUUCAGGCGUGCUGAAUGACCAACUGCCAUCGAGGAAGCGCGCUAGGUCUCACUCACUUACGGAAUCCGAGGAAAGAGAAGACAGCACGGUACCGAUGGAUUUACGAGAAGAGAACAACUCUGAGAAUGACCAAACGCUGAACCAGACGAGCUCUUCUCGGCCUAUGAAACCAUUGCGUAGUGCCCCCCGCAUUCUUCUCCAAACCCACUCUUUGCCAAACGGUGCCUUGUUCCUCGGCGAAUCUCACCGUGCGCCUCCUGGACGAUCAAAAACGGUGGAAGAGGAUGAUUGGAGUCAUGACAAUUCAGCUACCUCGGAGCAACCAUUCCAACCUAUGACAUUCUGA
Messenger RNA from Cyclocybe aegerita, 603 nucleotides. NCBI's taxonomy places the organism in Eukaryota, Fungi, Basidiomycota, Agaricomycetes, Agaricales, Hemipholiotaceae. The record is from the annotation of a GenBank genome assembly.